AUGUGGAUGUUAAGCGUGAUGGUGAGAGAAAGUGAUGCGGGACCAGUUCAAAGAGACAACCAUAGUCCUGGUGAUGCUGUAAAUUAUAGGCCCGAAACUGAACCGGAAAUAGAUGCAACACACGAUCACGAAUUGAAUGAGGAAGACCCAUUCUAUCCAUCGUAUUCUCCAUUCCAAAGCCCGCCAUUGGGUCACUCAAGACCGUUCAUAUUUCAACAGGAAGCAGCAUAUAGCCAACGACCGAUUUCACCGUUCCAGCAACAACUUUCAUACGACACAUACCGAGGUGGAGGCGGCAGUGUAGGAGGUUACACACCUACUGAAGCAAGUUCCCUUGGUCUCUUGGGAUCGGGAAAUUUCGGUGUGAUACCAGGCGGUACAUUCUACAACGACAACGAUGGAGAAUCUAGCGGUUACGAAAAUAAGUUUGGGUCACUUUAUCAAAACGGACACGGUAGGCCGUCGUUAUUUUUUGGGCGGGUAGCGAAAUCCCGUCCCCAACAACAGGAGCAGUUUGCCAAUUUCAGAGAUUUUGCGGAUAUCAAUACACCUUCGUAUUCACAAUAUGUGGUAGUGUAUACAAACAAAAACGAUAAUCAGCACAAAGAUAAUCAAGAUAGUGACAAACGACCAAAAAACAUAAUCGAGCAGUUGGCAAUGAUUGAUCAAGAGAAUUCCACCACGUCCCGGCCAGAGAAAAAGAGGUCGAAGGGAAAACAGAAAUUGGCAGCGCUUCUGCCAGAAAAGAAGUGGUUAGCUAAACAAAUGAGUAAAAGUACAACCUCGUCGUCUGUAGACCUACACGAACCAUUGUUAGCUCUAAGUUGAUGCAAUUAGUGUUUUACUUUUGUGGACAAUUGGCAACUCUUUGUUAUAGAAAGGGUACGUGAUACUGGCACAUUAUGCAGGUCCGAAUUUAAUGGAAAAAUAUAUUUAUUUUGAUUCCUUCACGAAA
This is a messenger RNA of Photinus pyralis (common eastern firefly), 955 nucleotides long. RefSeq lists its product as uncharacterized. The coding region runs from base 1 to 828 and encodes 275 amino acids. Lineage: Eukaryota; Metazoa; Arthropoda; Insecta; Coleoptera; Lampyridae. The record is from RefSeq and is a predicted model, not a curated record. The transcript is spliced from 2 exons.